Racocetra fulgida is the source of this 936-nucleotide messenger RNA. The record is from the annotation of a GenBank genome assembly. NCBI's taxonomy places the organism in Eukaryota, Fungi, Glomeromycota, Glomeromycetes, Diversisporales, Gigasporaceae.
AAUGCUAUUGAUAUUACUAUUCAUAUUUGGUACUCAAUGAUAGUUACUGGACAACAAUGGGAUAAAUGUAUUGAAAUAUUUAUUAAACUGCUUCAUGGUAAACUGGAUUUACAAACGAGGAAAGAUUUUUUAUUUGAGUUUGGCAAACUUAGGAUUUAUACGCAUUUUAGUCCUAAGACUUCAGAUCCACUUUCAGGAUGGGAUAUACUUAGUGUUGACCAAGUUAAUCAUGGAGCAGCAAAUGAUGACCUUUAUGGAAAACUCUUCUUUUACCUCCGUGAACAAUUUGGAAUGUUCAUUGAUCGACUGCAAAAAUUGACAAUUAAUUUUAAUUUGUACGAUGAAGAUGCACUCAAACUUUGUAAAAAAUUCAAAAACAAACGGUUUGAUAGGAUUUAUGUGAAUAAUCUUAGUGACGAAUCAUAUAUUGGAAUUAAAACUACGUUAACCGAAUUCCGGCCACUUCUAAAUGUCAAUAAUCCAAAUGCAACUCUAAUUACGCUUUUUAAGGAUUGGUUGAAUUCUAUUCCAGAAUCUGAUCAAGGUAAAACAAUGGAAGGCGUUAUCUAUAAAAAGAUUGAUAAAUAUAAACGUGGAUGGGCUCAUAAUUCUUCAUUACUUAAUGCUAAUAAUGUAAUGACUAAAAUUUCUAAUUUCAUCAUUGAAGCUUCUAAUGAAGUUAAUGCAUUAUACGAUCAUGCUCAAGAAUUUGAAAAAUAUAUGGAAAAGAAGGGCGCGAAUGAAACUGCGAAACAAGUCGGAUUACGUCGUCGAACGAUUCAUAAAAUUGUGCCUAAGAGAGUUGGUGUCAGUAUGAAAGAAGAUGAACAAAACAAUGUGCUAUCGCUUGAAGAUGAUAGAGAUAGACAUUUACGGUUUGAUGUUGGAAUGCAAACAUUUUUAGAACGUUAUGCUGAGUGGGAGAUUGUGGCUUAA